Molecule: messenger RNA, 711 nt
Organism: Juglans microcarpa x Juglans regia
Lineage: Eukaryota; Viridiplantae; Streptophyta; Magnoliopsida; Fagales; Juglandaceae
Exons: 2
Coding region: 178-606 (142 amino acids)
Source: RefSeq, a predicted model, not a curated record
GGCUAGUGACUAUUUGCAUAUGAGCAAAGAUACUUUUAUCAAAGAAUCAACAGUUGCAGCCAUGAUUGAAUUAGCUUCAGUCCGAACAAUUUAGCUCCUUAGCUGUAUUUCCUGCCCCCUUUGGCCCUCUUCAAAAGAGGAGAGAAGAAGAAACAGAUAUUCUAGCACGGUAAAACUAUGACUGAAUUUGGCUCUGAAAGAUCAAAGCCAUGGAACAUAUACACAAGUUCAGACCCAAGCCCAUCUCAAACUGGAGGGAAUCAGGAAGCUUCAUGGAAAAGCUUUGGAACAUCCAUGAAUGCCAUUUCUUUUGGUUUUGUUGCCACUGCUAUCUUGAUAUCAAUGUUUCUUAUCAUGGCCAUUUUUGAACAUCUGUUCAGGCCAGGUCCUUUUUCUUCACCUGAAAGUCUGGCCGACGACUCUCCUGAAUCCAGACCUGUAGAGAAACUUCGCAAAGAAAGAGUUUCUGCAUCGUAUGCAUCUGACUUCUCAGUGUUGAUGCCAGGACAGCAUUGUCCCACCUACAUUGCACAACCUGCUCCUCUCCCUUGCACAAGGGAAGGGAUUUAUUGGCCUCCCCAUGAACAUAAUUUUGUACAUCCUUAGUAUAUAUUAUACCUGACCUGCGCUGAAGUGAAGCAUCACAAAGUUCCAAUGUAUAUUUACAACUUUAAUCAAUUCCUUGAUCAUCUAAGUUGAGAUGUUAUUAUA